AUGGUAUCCACAGACGACUCCCUCUCUCUCCUACCAUCAUCUCCAACUCCUCUCCUCCCAAUCCCUGACCACAACCACACACAGAGCCAAUACAUAUCCCGCCUUCGUGGCUGGCUCACAUACGCCUUCGCAUCCGAAGCGUUUGCAGUCUGUUCCCUCGGGCUAUUCCUCCCCGUGCUCCUGGAGCAGUUCGCGAGGGAGAAUGGGGUGUUGUUGCCUGAGAGGAGUUUGCCUUGUGUACCAGGAACGGGGGAGGUGCAGGCAGAGGGAGGGAGAUGUGUAGUGCGUAUUGGCUGGGCGUGGGUAGACACUGCUAGCUUCAGCCUCUACGUCUACUCUACAAGUGUUGCCAUUCAAGCGCUUACAGUCAUCUCCCUCGGCGGUAUAGCAGACCACGGCAAACGCAAGCCCCUCCUCCUCUCAUUCGCCCUCCUCGGCUCAUGCAGCACGACCCUCUUCCUCUUCCUCCCCUCCCAUUCCCCGCUCUGGCCCAUCUGUGCUUUACUGGCAAUAACGGCGAACGUAGCGUUCGGAGCGUCGAUCGUUGCUCUGAACGCUUACCUGCCCGGGUUGGCGAGGGAUGCUCCGGAGGUGAGGGCGGGGCGGUUGGCUGUGGACGAGGCCUUCCGGCACUUGAGGGAGGACGACACUGAUUUGGACGACUCUGCCUUCAACCCCGAAGCCGCCCAAGCCGCUCUCAAAGACUGGCACACCCUCAUCAGCCGCACCACAGCCCGUAUCUCCGCGCGAGGGAUAGCCCUAGGAUACUUCGCCGGCAUCCUCGCCCUCCUCCUCUUGCUCAUCCCUGUUACUCUCCUAAAAGGAAGUACAUUCUCCCUCCGCUUAUGUGUGGGCUUGUCGGGCAUUUGGUGGGGGGUAUUCACUCUCCCUGCUGCUGCUUGGCUGCCUUCCGAUUCCACCACCACCAACACCAACAUCACGCCUAACAAACCCCAACCAAGAUCCACCAUACGCGAAAUCGCCUCCGCCUGGGCAGAACUCGGUCGCAUGCUCCUCCCCUCCCAUAUCCUCCAACUCAAGCACACAUUCCUCUUCCUAGCCGCUUGGUUCCUCCUCAGCGAUACGUUUACCACCAUCUCCUCCACCGCUAUCCUAUUCAGCAAGACCUCCUUGCACCUCCCACCUACCUCUCUUAUGCUUAUCGCUAUCCUCGCCCCUUGCUCAGGCGUAAUCGGCGCACUGACCUGCACCGCACUCCAGCAACGCUACGCCUGGUCGAACAAACGCGUCCUCCUUACCCUCGUGCUCCUCCUCACCGUCGUACCCGCGUACGGCUGCCUAGGGUUCUUCCUCCCCUCCUUGGGGCUCAAGCACAGCUGGGAGAUGUACAUCCUAGCACUCUACUACGGGUUCAUAAACGGUUCCUUCCAGUCCUACGCCCGGGCCUUGUUCUCAGAACUCAUACCCAGAGGGGAGGAAGCACGUUUUUUCGGGCUGUACAGUAUAACCGAUAAGAGCUCGUCCUUCCUCGGCCCUCUUGUGGUGGGGGUCAUCGCUGAUAAGGGGGAGAUUAGGAACGCGUUUUGGUUCUUGUUGGGUAUGGUGCUCGUUGCGUGGCCGGUGUUGGCAGGGGUGGAUCCGGAGAGGGGGAGGGAGGAGGCGGCGGGGUAUCGUAGGCUAGACGGGGAGGAGGAGGAGGAGGGGGACGUAGAGGAGGAGUAG
This is a messenger RNA of Dacryopinax primogenitus, 1683 nucleotides long. RefSeq names its product MFS general substrate transporter. Gene Ontology annotation, molecular function: transmembrane transporter activity. NCBI's taxonomy places the organism in Eukaryota, Fungi, Basidiomycota, Dacrymycetes, Dacrymycetales, Dacrymycetaceae. The record is from RefSeq and is a predicted model, not a curated record. Gene Ontology annotation, biological process: amino acid transmembrane export from vacuole. Bases 1 to 1683 code for a protein of 560 amino acids. The transcript has 3 exons.